AUGGCGCGCGCAGGACCCAGCAGAACCCAGAGGUCACAAAGGGCCCCACGACCCUCUCAGUCCCAGUCCCAGCGACCUGCUCGAGGUGGAAGACGAGCGGCCAUUGAAGACGACGAGGAAGAACAUGCAGGAGACGAUGAUGACCAAGAUAUGGACAUCAACGGAAGUCAGGGAAGAGCUGGCGAUGCAGAGGCGGAACUUGACAGAAAAGCCAGUGAUCUCGUAAGAUUUGCUCUUUUUAUGGAGCAGAAGCGGACUCUUAUACGCCGGGAAGAUAUCAACAAGAAGGUCCUGGCCUCUAACUCGCGUUCGUUCAAUCAUGUGCUUGAAAGAGCGCAGAAGCUUCUUAAGAAGACUUUUGCAAUGGAGCUUGUAGAGCUGCAGUCGCGGAAUUAUCGCGAACAAGAUGUAGUAGCCGGAGACGACCUUCAAGAGGCACGCAACGCUACUGGAGUAAGAAGAAAAGUAACUGCGGCUGCAGGAUCAAAGACAUACAUCCUUCGUUCUGUCCUUGAUCCCGUCAUCAUUGAGGAAGCAGCACGGACGGACGAACGGCUCUAUGAAGAACAGAUAGCUGACAGCCAAGAAGACGGUGAUGAUGACGACGACAUGCCGAGAAGUUACGGAUGCAUUAUUUCUUGGAGCACCACAGAUCAGCUCGGUGCCUUGGGUGUCUUGCACACCAUUCUAUCGCUCAUUCUCGUCAGCGGACGAUCCAUGACCGACCUGGAUUUACACACAUAUCUUAACCAGCUGGUGAAGCAAGGAUACCUAGACCGUAUUAACCCAGGCGAAACGAAGGCGCCUGGAAAACGCAGUCGCGCUCCUGCAGCGACUCAAGCCAAUCCAGAUGAAACCCAAGCAUUUGAAUGGCAUUGGGGACAUCGCUCAUACAGCGAGAUCGGAGAACAGGCUGUCGCUACAUUCAUCGCUGAAUUUAUGGUGGAACGCAACCGUGAUGAUGAUAUCGAGGAAGACGAUCAAGAGGAUGACAAGAAGCUGAAGAACGUGUUCGGGGUAAUUGAAAGGGCAGCCGGGGGUAACCUAUCAGAUAUUAAAUAA
Molecule: messenger RNA, 1062 nt
Organism: Suillus paluster
Lineage: Eukaryota; Fungi; Basidiomycota; Agaricomycetes; Boletales; Suillaceae
Product: MAGE-domain-containing protein
Exons: 7
Coding region: 1-1062 (353 amino acids)
Biological process (GO): DNA repair
Cellular component (GO): nucleus
Source: RefSeq, a predicted model, not a curated record